GCUAAGCUGAGCCUGAGAGAGAGACAGGAGGGAGAGGGAUAGAAACAGAAAUAGAGAUAAUCGGAGGGGCCCCGCGGUAAAAAAUAUCUGCGGCGAGGUCGAAGCCGGAGGAGGGGGGCGGGGCGGCCACAGCCAGCGUCGACGGGGAGCCGCCGAAUCGCGUGAUCCCCUUCAAACCCUAGCGAGGGAGCGGGCGAUUUGGAGCUGGGUGGCGGCGGCGGCGGCGGCGGAUGCUGUCGGUGCGGGGGCGGCAGGAGGAGGGGUUCCGUGUGAUGGGCCACGGCGACGUCGAGCUGGAGGAGGGGGAGGCCUUCCCCGACGACGACGGCGGCGGCGGCGCGCUCUGCCUCGAUCCCGAAGUCGCCUUCUCCUACAUCGAUGAAAAGAUUCAACAUGUUCUUGGACAUUUUCAGAAAGACUUUGAAGGAGGAGUAUCCGCAGAUAACCUAGGAUCAAAAUACGGUGGAUAUGGUUCGUUUUUGCCCACAUACCAGCGCUCACCUCCACCUUUGCCUCAAAGCAGAAGCCCACCCAAGGUUGCAAACGUUGGCACUUCAAGAUCACCUUAUCAACAAUCUGCUGAGAGCAUGGGUCAAUACCCUUCAACUGUGGCAAAUGAAUCUAUCUCCCGAAAUAAUGGUUCCACUGCACCGUCAUCUGGUGAUUUAUGUAAAAGAGAAAUAUGCUCAAGCACAAACGGUGAGAAGGACUCUGUUGCUUGUUCUGAUUCCUUGGACAGCUCAUUUAAUGGUAGUGACCAGAAGACACUCAAAGUUCGGAUCAAAGUUGGUUCCACUAAUACUUUGGCAAGAAAGAAUGCAUCUAUCUACAGUGGCCUGGGCCUUGAUAUUUCUUCUUCUUCAUCCAUGGAAGGAAGUCCUGAUGGUCAUGAGGGUCAAUCUCCAGUGUGUAGUAAUGUGCCAUAUGAAUCUCCUCGGACCAUCCUGCAGAUCAUGACGUACUUUUCAGUUCCUGGAGGAUUCUUGCUGUCACCUCUGCAUGGAAACAUUCUGAAAUUGACGAAUAAGGUCACCCCAUUGGUUAACAAAUGGGAAACUAAUCUGGACUUAAAAAAUGUACCUAGAGCAGUUGAUGGCCAUUCAGAACUUUCUCUUUCGUCUGGGCAUGUCAAAGCCCAUGUGGCUAAGAAAAUGAAGCCUGAUGGCAAGAAAAAGAAGUCCAUAGAUACAAAGACUAGAAAAGAUGCAAAUAAUACUAGUGCAAUAUUGGGCAAGGAGGCUAAUGUAGAAAUACCUGGCAGCCGAGUGAUUUUAUCAGACACACAUGAUAUAACCUGUUCUUCUGGCGCCCCAACCACAGAGUUAAAAGGUGUAAGUCAAUUCACAGAAGAAUCAACUAAAGAUGCUCGACCGAAACAACAGAUGGGCUGCAAUGACCUGGGAACAGUUAAAAGCGAAGCAGUCAAAACAGAAGUAACAAAGCAUAUAGAAGAAAACAGUAGUUUUGACAGUUCAGGAAAUGGUUGUUUAGCACCACGGGGGAAAGUAAAACUUAAGGCGAGUAAAGUGGACAGGACUUCAGAAGACAUGAAUAUAAGUAGUCACAAAUUUUCUCCGUAUGAUAGGAAGAAAGAAAGCAAAGUAAAACCUAUGAGAACAUUUGAGCCUGCCAUGGAUGAUUUUGAAGGCAAUGUGGACAAGGACUGGGGUGCUGGGUCAUCAGAUGAUUUGAAGACAAUUCAUGGUAAAGAAACCUUUGCCAGUGAGAGAACUGUGGAAGAUAACUCUAGAACGGAGGUCAAACGAAUGCAGAAGGAACACAAAGCUAAUUUUGUAGCACCAUCUAGUUUCUUAGAGGAUGGUAAUUUUACCCAUUCUUCUGUACUAGUUAAUGAUGGGGCAACUGAUUCUCAUUUGAAGUCUAAUCAUUUUGAAAAUAAAUCGAAAGAAAAAUCUCAUAAAGACCUUAGUGAAAAUCUGCCUAAGAGAUCUAUAGGAAACAAGGAAGGGGCUUCAUUGGAGAGUGUAAGUGUUCAGGGUCAACGGAAAGAGAAGAUGAUGAACAGUGAUAAUGAGAAGGAACUUCAUAUAACUGGGCCAGCAAAAAAGGAGAUCCCUUCCAGUGUAAAGCAUGGCACAUUUCCAGGUUCAGAGGAACAGCAGUUGCAUAUGCCGUCAAAUGGCGGGAUUAUACCUGGACCUGCAAAUGCAGCUUCUCUUCCUGCACCUGUUUUGAUAGAGGAUAAUUGGGUAUGCUGUGACAUGUGUCAUAAAUGGCGUCUCCUCCCCUACGGGACAAACACUUCCAUGCUUCCAAAAAAGUGGAUAUGCAGCAUGCUUGACUGGCUACCUGGGAUGAACAAAUGCGACAUUAGUGAGGAUGAAACAACAAAUGCUCUAAAUGCACUUUAUGUCACUCAAAUCCCUGCCGCUGGUGUUUCUUCAGGUGGCCCUCACACUGCGCAUGCAAGUGUAGCAGCAUCUAGCACCUACAAUAUAAGUGGACAACUGGGACAGAGUAGGAAAAGGAAAAAUGCUCUGAAAGACGAAAACUGUUACGAGCAUGAUCAACAAGCCCCUGCAAAAAUGACUCUCACGAGCAAUCAACAAGCCCCUGCAAAAAAUAGAGAAGUUGUUGAUAGUGAACAUUAUACUAAUGACAGAGAUCCUGUAAGCACACAUGAUCUGGUGCCACAGAGCAAAUCAGCUUCUGAAAGGCAUAAGUCUAAGCACAAGAGUCGCAGUAGCCACUCAGAUGGAGGAGAUCUUACAGAAAAAUCGAAGAAGCAUUCAAAAUCAAAAAACAGGAGAGGAAUUGAUCGAGAUGAGCACAAAACAUCUAAGAAGACAAAAAAAGAGGAUCGACAUUACUUUAACAAAGAUUGGAAAAAUGAAUACGAUUUAGCUGGCAACAAAGUUCGUGAUGAAACCAAAGCUUUAUCUGCAAAAGCAAAAAUGUCAAAGGACUCAUGUGAACAAGAUGAGUUUUCUUUACGCAAGGAAAAAGCUUCAAGGUUUGAUAUUUUGGAAAAAACAAAGAGAAUUAAUGAUGAUGAUGUGGCCUUUCAUGAGAAGAUGAAAGAACAUCGUGCAGGCAUAGAAACAUUAGAUUUGUCUGGCAAAAAGAAGACAGUGAAGGAAUGGGAGGAUAACCGGCUCAGUUCAAUGGACCACACAAGCAAAGGGGGCGAUAAUGAGAAUUUGAACGAGAGAUUAUCAAAGAUAAAGAAGUCCGAAGCUAGGCCUGAAGAAGUUCAGGAUGCAAAUGCAUUAUUUUCUUCUGCUGGAAGGCGUCAAGAUAAUGAGCUAGUUGCUGACAACAAAUUUGUUACUUGUAAAGAAGGUCCAUCAGAACUAUGGGAUAAUCAACCUCCCAGACAGGUCUUGAACUUGGCGGAACCCACUAGGAGGGAUGUUGCCUGUCUUCAGUCUUCUACGGUUGCAACUUCAAGCUCUUCAAAGGUCUCAAGCUCUCGGAGAAACAAAAAUUCUCGAGAAGCAAAGGGCUCUCCCGUUGAAUCAGUAUCUUCAUCACCACUGAAAAAUUCAAACACUGAUAAGAUUUCUAAGGCCAGGAAAACUGGAAAAGAUGGAGAAUUGAAUGCUGAUUCAAGCAUCUUGCAUACCCCAAUGAAAUAUCCAACCCACGAAGUUGGUUUACUACAUACUGGGCAGCAAGCUGUGGGUGAAGCCAUUCUGCGUGGUUCUACAAAUAACUCCGGUAUGGGGAGAGUAGAUAAUCAAUUGUACCCUGGUGAUAAAAAGAUCUUGGAUAUGCAUGGCCCUACACUACAACCUGAUCAGCAGGAUUGUUUUAACCCGAGGGCUACAGCUGAUUCCACUGGACAUAAAAGUAAAAAUAGUGCUCCUUCACGCCAAGGUAGAAAUGGAUCCAGUAACUUGAUUUCAGAGGGAAAUAAGCAGAUAGAGAUGUCAUCCAGAAAAGAGAAAUUACGUCCUAGUAUUGAUAAUCAAGAUAUGCAAAAGUCUAUUGGUCAAGAUAAUCAUUCUCAUAUGAAAGAAGGCAAAUCAGAGGUUCACACCACUAGAGUAAAACCAGGUGCUUCAAAAAACCACACACAAUUAAGGUCCAAUGUUGAAAAUGGAGAUUCUGCGAGUCCAAUUAGGAGGGAUGGUAAUAUGAUUGCAUUUGCACUCAAGGAAGCUCGGGAUCUAAAACACAAGGCUAAUCAUUUGAAGGAAAAAGGACUUGAACUUGAAAGUAUGGGCCUGUACUUUGAAGCGGCUUUGAAGUUUCUGCAUGUUGCAUCUCUUUGGGAAACUCCUAAUCUGGACAAUUCGAGAUCAGGCGAUGUUGCUCAGUCAAUGAAGAUGUAUUCUGAAACUGCAAAACUCUGCAGCUUUUGUGCUCAUGCCUAUGAACGAUGCAAUAAAAUGGCUUCUGCCGCUUUAGCAUAUAAAUGUGUAGAAGUGGCUUACCUCAAAGCAGCGUAUUACAAACACCCUAGUGCAAGCAAGGAUCGACAAGAACUACAGUCGGUUGUACAGAUAGCUCCAGGUGAAUCUCCAUCAUCGUCUGCCUCAGAUAUCGAUAAUUUAAAUAGCCAUGGAUUGUCAAAGGCCCUUUCAACCAAGGGUGGAAACUCACCCCAAGUGGCUGGCAACCAUUUGCCACUGGCCGUUCGUAACCAAGCACACUUAUUGAGGUUACUUGCCUAUACAAAUGAUGUCAAUUGUGCAUUCGAUGCAACUCGGAAAUCACAGGUUGCUAUUGCUUCUGCUGCUAGCAGUCAGGAAAGGGGAAAAACUGUGGACGAUGGUCUUGCUUCAGUAAGAACAGUUUUAGAUUUUAACUUCAACAAUGUCAAUGAGCUACUGAGACUUGUCCGGCUUUCUAUGGAGUUAAUCAACACCUGAUAUGUUCAGAAUUGCAUGAAAUGGCACCCCAUGAAUAGCUAUUGUUGGAAUGCCUGGCUGCAGUUACCUCAGCAUAUUUACACGGUGCAAAAGAGAUGGGUCUACUAAGUCUGCGUGAGCUCCAUAGGAACUGGGACCGGCUUGCCUGGUUUAUGUACAUUUAGAGGCAUCCAGCGCUUUUUCAUACAAAUAGGAUCACCACUUCGGAUUAAUCUUAUACGUUUUGGAGGCAUUCAGUGUUUUUUUUUUUUUUUGGGUACAGUUUGGAGCAUCUUCGAUUAACCUGUUCCUUUUGGAAGCAUAUUGUACAGUUUAGAGCAUCUUCUUGGCAGUUGGUACGCAAUUACUGUGUGAACGGAUCCAGCUGAGGUAGAACCGGAUUUUCAUGCGUGAUGGUUUGAACUCUGGCAACCAUUCUGCUGUAGGUAGGCAAAUGUGUUUUAUCGGGAACAUAUGGGCUCCAUAUCAAGCAUUCCCCUGCCAUGGUUCUAUAGAUUAGGUGAAUCUUUGACUGACGCUUACUUAUACUAACUUCGAAGCAGCAUAAUACCUUUUAUUGGUGUUACUGUGGGGCACUGAUGAUGUGCCAGCACUCAAGAACAAUUUUGUAAUUGGUAAUUGUCUUGAGCAGGGGGGAUGAGAGAAAUGAGCUGUGCUAACCAAGAUAAGUAUUCUCCGUCUCCUCAAGCAGGUCUUACGAAAUGGAACGGUUUGGAAGCAUGGUGGGCAAUGAAUUCUAUAACCCUGUAAAUCUCAUGUACAGUAGAGAUUAACCUGUUUGUUCAUUACAGUAAACAGAACCAGCACCUGCGCAUUGUCAUUUACCCGAAACCAAAGAGAUUUUUUCCACGUGUUUCUCUGCAAAACAAAGCCAUAAACCUGUAGAUAUUAUUUGCUUGCAAUUUUUGUCAGCUCCUAAACAUAGUUUAUGGAUUAUGAUAUGUAAGGAUUAGGCUGAGUACGCUUUGCCGCGUAAAUAUUUUACGCACUAAUUAUGUGCCCGAUCAAAUGAGUAUAAUCAUUAUCCGAAA
Oryza sativa Japonica Group (Japanese rice) is the source of this 5869-nucleotide messenger RNA. NCBI's taxonomy places the organism in Eukaryota, Viridiplantae, Streptophyta, Magnoliopsida, Poales, Poaceae. The record is from RefSeq and is a predicted model, not a curated record.